UGUAUAUUGUCUGCCAUGCUCCGCCUUCUCUUUACCAAAUGGUUCCGUCUUGUAUUAUCGUUUCCAAAUGAAACAACAACUGAAGCUUGUGAGAGGAUUGCGGCCUAUUGUUCUCGACAUUUACGCCCAUGUGUAGAAAGAUUGGAAGCAACAAGAUAGCCGUAUGGGUGUUAGCUGUUCUAAUAAUAAAACACUGGAACUUUUUGAUAUUACACAGGGAAAAUUGAUCAAAACGUUCCGUGGCCAUCAAAAUUAUGUUUUUUGGUGUAAUUUUAAUCCGCGAUCAACUCUUCUUGUUUCUGGCUCGUUUGAUGGAACGCACCUGUGUCCGUUUAUUGCCUGCCAUUCUGACCCUAUCAGCGCUGUAGGUUUCAAUAGAGACGGUUCUCUAAUUGCUACACGCAGUUAUGAUGGCCUUGUUCGAAUUUGGGAAGCGGGCAGUGGUCAAUAUGUAACUACACUUGUUGGUUUGUUUUUUUUAGAUUUUGGAGAGUUUGAAGGGGGAGUUUGCGUAUUUGACUUAACUGCCCACGUUGUUGGUCUCUUCAUAUUUCAUCUGGGGAUUUCUAUGGUUUAAGAUAAGGAAGGAUAUCGCGGGUUUUGGUAUGAUGUAGAUGUGGGCCUCAACAACAAUCACUCUUCGUACAAGUGUGGCAGAUGGCUCUGAACCAAGACAGAUUAUUGUGAGGUGUUCUUAAUGAGCAUUGGACUGCAACAAAUUGCUGAUGAAUUACAAGGAUGAGAGAAGCUAA
Molecule: messenger RNA, 752 nt
Organism: Meloidogyne enterolobii
Lineage: Eukaryota; Metazoa; Nematoda; Chromadorea; Rhabditida; Meloidogynidae
Source: the annotation of a GenBank genome assembly